Phialemonium atrogriseum is the source of this 3244-nucleotide messenger RNA. RefSeq lists its product as uncharacterized. Bases 236 to 2767 code for a protein of 843 amino acids. NCBI's taxonomy places the organism in Eukaryota, Fungi, Ascomycota, Sordariomycetes, Cephalothecales, Cephalothecaceae. The transcript is spliced from 4 exons. The record is from RefSeq and is a predicted model, not a curated record.
CGACAACCCGCCGCAUCCCACUCGACAUUUGUUCCCCAUUCAACCACAAUUUUCGAGGCAAUUAGCUCCCCUUUUCUCGGCCGUUGCAGACAAUGUACCGGCUCCUUUGACCUUUGCCCUCGAACUAACCCUCUCAUCCAAAAACACCGCCAAUCUAAGCUUCCGCCGUCCAUCCUGAAUUCGACGCCUCGAGAACAACGUUAAGGGCAACACAGCGGACCCGAUCAAACUCAGAAUGGCGAUGACCGACGCCGACGAAUGGUACUUUGUGUACGAGAACCGGCUGGCAUCCUUCCAAGCGCCUCAACCACUCGCCAAGCGAAGGGCAUCCAACGCCAAUUCGCGGGCUCCAAAGACUUUAACAUGGCCGCACAAGUUCCUGUCCCCCACCGAUAUGGCACAAGCCGGAUUCGUCUUCCAGCCACAACCAAGUAAUCCCGACAAUGUCGCCUGUUUCCUCUGCCACACGACCAUCGACGGCUGGGAGAAGGAUGACGAUCCGCUGGCCGAGCACCUGAAGCAUUGGCCCGACUGCGGCUGGGCCAUUACAGCGGCCGUUGAGGCAGAAGUGGCAGAGUUCACGACGAUGCACCCUCUCGACCCGAGGAUGGUCGAGGCGCGUAAGGCGACUUUCGGAGGGAAGUGGCCGUACGAGUCCAAGAAGGCGUUCAAGUGCAAGACCAAGCAGCUGGUGGAGGCGGGCUGGAGGUACACGCCCACUCUCGAAUCCGAUGAUAUGACGACUUGUCCCUAUUGCCACCUUGGACUCGACGGCUGGGAGUCCGGUGACAAACCGAUUGAGGAACACUACAAGCGCGCUCCCGACUGCCUGUUCUUCCAGCUCGUCAGCCAAAACCCAGCACCCAAGAAAGGCCGGGCCACCAAGGCAGCCCGAGCCUCCAAGGCCUCCCGGCUCUCAGUACAGUCUGUUGCCACGGCCACGUCUGAAUUUCCUUCGGCCGCAGAUGUCACUGUAGACCACGACGACAGUGUCAUGACGACGACAUCUGUGGUGACACAAGGCGGCAGGAAGACCACCAGAGGCAGAAAGGCGGCAACGACAAAGGGGAGGAAAACACGAGCGAAGAAGGACGACGCCGUUGAGGUCCUGGAGGAUGAGCAGGAUGUAGAAGUGCCCCCUCCGCCACCACCGAAGGCUACAAGAGGGCGCAAGAGGGCGAGUGAUGCCGUGGAGGAUUCCAUCAUCACCAAUGCCGAGGCCCCGGCACCCAAGAAGCGGGCGACCAGGGCAAGUGUCAGCAACAACGUGGAUGCCUCGGUUCUCAGCACUGCUUCCCAAGAUAUAGACAUGGCCGAUGCGCCUCCUGCGAAACGGCCAACCAGCCGCAAGAAGGGCCGGGCCUCGACCGCCAGGACAACCCGCAAGGCCUCGUCGUCUUCAUCCCUCAGGUCGCAGGCCUCCACUGCAUCUCUGCGGGCACAGGUGCCCGACGACGACGAGCUUGAUCGCCAGCUGCAGGCCGAUCUCGAACGACCCCUCACCGACGAUGAAGAUGUUGCCGCCGAUUCUGAUUCUGAGAGGAAGAAGGCGGAAGGCGAAGCGGCGCCGGCGCCGGCAAAGCGCAGGGCUCGGAAAGGAACUACUUCUAAGAAAGCCACUGCGCAGAGCCAGGAAGAGGAGAAUAAUGAUUACGCCAUGUUUGACCCCGCACCCCCCGAACCCGACGAGGCGGAGGUCGACGCGGAGCUGAAGGCUUUGGAGGCCGAGAUGAAGGCCGAGGAGCAGGUAGAGGUUCUAGAGGUCCCCAAGAAAGGGCGAAAAGCGGGCACGCGCAAGGCCUCCAAGCAGACAAAGAAGGCCAAGGAAGUUGCGCAGCCACCCCCCGAUCCUGUUGAGGAGCCCUCAGAGGAGGAGGCGGUGAUGCUUGUCGAGCCCGUUCCCCCUCCUGCCCCCGUUCCUGCUGCCGCUCCCGAACCAGAGGUGGCCGACGACCCUGAUGCGAGCAAUGCAACUGUUGUCACCAAGACAUCUGGUGGCCGCCUUAGCACCGGGAAGAGGGGCAGGGGCCGUCCCCCAAAGAAUGCGAGGACCUCUCAACCCGCAGACGAUGAGCCCGAAGAGGACCAUCCCCCCCCGGUCCCCGCUCACGUUGAGUUUCAAGUGGCGUCCCCCACGGUCCGCGAGUCAUUCUCCGCCCUGAACCGGACCCCCGGCAAGGGGAAGGUAGUCCCGUCCCACACCCCCUCGGGACCGACGCCUGUCCAGAUGGACAAAGCGCUUCCCCUGCCGCCGCCCUUCUCGAUACCGCGAAAGCCCCCCGCGACGCCCCGCGCAACCAACGCGACGCCACCCACCGCCAACGCCAAGCAGGCGACGCUGUCGCCCUCGCAGUCGCCGCAGUCCUCGGACGCGGAGAACCGGCCCCCGUCGUCCAAGCCGCCGUCGUCCAAGCGGACGGCGCUGGCGCUGGCACCCGUGCCGGCCACGCCGGUGCGCGGAUCGCCUUCUUCGAGGCGCAACGUCGUCGCGGGACUACAGAGCACGGCGCGGUGGACAGCCGUGGACCUGGAGACUGUGUUUGAGGGCAUGGGUCCGACGACGAGUCACGGCGUGGACGGGAUCCUGGGGAGGGGCGCGGACGGGCUCGGCAGCCCCGAGAAGAGGAUGACUGUUGAGGAGUGGAUCUACCAUAACGCGGGGCUGGCGGAGCGGAAGCUGAGGCAUGAGUGUGAGGCUAUGGUUUCUGCUUUUGAGAGGGAGGGGACUAGGGCGAUGGGUGUUUUGGAGGAGUUGGUUGUUGAUUGAGGGAGUGCGUGGGAUUGCAAUGGGGUCGAUCCAUUUGCUGCCUGGGGAUGGGGGGAGGGAGAGCUGGUUCUUCUGACGACCGGGGUCUGGAAACAGGGGUGAUGUGGAUGGGUGUUGUCCACCGGGAAACGGGGAACACGAGGCGUUAAUUGUAUCCAUCGGGCUGGUCACGGCGUUUUGUUAAAAUAAUGAGGCUACCUAUUGUUUGUGCUUGUUGAAUCUCCUUCCUGCUGAAACUAUUCUCACACUGGUUUGUCUGGCCCUGAGAGGUGUGUCGACGAUAUCAUCCGCCAAGGCCACCCCCCCCAUGUUUCUCAUAUGCUUUUCUUGUGAUUCUGCAUAUACUGGAGAGAUGGAUUAGCACCGGAAAGGUGACAAGGUAGGCAGGAAGAGGAGCACGGCAAGGGCAGACCAGUUGAUGUCAUCCGACUAGUAUUCUCUUGGUGUCACGAAAAACAACAGUGUCACUGACAAGGC